UAUAACGCGGUUAUUAAUGCGUUAUAACUAAAUGCCAAAUUUGCCCGAGACCCUGUAUCUUUUCCCCCUAUAACUCAAACCUAAGGCUAAAACCCUGCAACAGCCGUUCAUUCUGACACCAUUACAGACCUACUUUUGAGGUACGGUAGUCUCUAGGCUGGAUCAGGUGGGUGGUGAACGAAGCUCAAAAGAUUUCUUGAAAGUUGCGAAAGAGAACAUCACAUCAAAGUUUAUAAUGUUCAAAACAUUGACUUCUUGAAAGUUAUAUAUAAAAAGAUUGGUUCAGAUAUUGGGGAGUUUGAACCUCUGCCCUACUUUCAUACCAUGUCUGAUUUAUUGUACUGUCGUUAAUGAAAAGAGUGUUACAUAAAUUAGAAAGGACGGAGUAUUUAUUUUAGGCGAUCUUUGAAGCUCUACCUACUUUGAUACCAUGUCGGACUUAUAGCCUAUUUGGCCGAAGUUUCUUUAGAGGCAAAAAUACUUCUUUUUUUUUUUUUGUCAAAACUAUUUUUUUUCUAAAAUUAAAGUGUUUGGCCAAGUUUUUGAAAGGAAAAAAAGUAUUUUUUGAGAGAAGUAGAAGCAGAAAUAAGUAGCUUCUCUUUAAAAAACACUUUUUUGAAAAGUACUUUUGAGAAAAAUACACUUAGAAACAGUUUUUUAAAGUUUGGCCGAACACUAAUUGUUGCUCAGAAGUGAUUUUCAAAUUAAUUAGCCAAAAUCAAACUGCUUCUCGCGCAAAGAACUUUUGAGAAAACAUUUUUGAAAAAAAAUAAUUCCCAAAAUAAAUUAAUUUUUACAGCUUGCCAAACGGGGCUAUUAGUGUGGUCAAUAAAAAGAGUAUCACAUAAAUUAGAAAGGACGGAUUAUUUAUUUUAGGCAAUCUUUGAACCUCUAAUUUAGGUCUUUGCAAGGAAAGAAAGCUAGCUGCAAAUGGAGUUUUGCCCAGAUUGUUCAAUGUUACUGCAAUAUGAGUUGCCUCAUAUGGAUCGUCCAGCCAGAUUCUUUUGCCCUUCGUGCCCUUUUGUAUGUAACAUAGAGACUCGGCUUAAGCUGAAGAAAAAGCAAGCUUUAGUAAAGAAACAAAUGGAUCCAGUUAUUUCGACAGAUGACAUGGAGAAUGCUUCAACAGCUGAAGUGCCAUGUCCAGCGUGUGGUUACAGGGAAGCAGCAUAUUAUCAAGUGCAAAUAAGAUCAGCAGAUGAGCCCAUGACUACAUUUUACAAAUGCAAGAAUAAGAUGUGUGGCAACAAUUGGAGAGAAGACUAAAAUGGUUUAGGACAACUGUAUCCUUCAAUAGUUUUCUGGGAUAAUUUCUCGAUUUGUGCGUUUCAUGCUUCGCGCAAGGGCCAUGCUGUUCUUCUCUGCAUCAUUCCAAUUUUGUCGGAUAUCCCCCAGAGGGACAUGUAUCGUUCAAUAGUUGUGUACUCUAAAAUCCAAGCUUUGGUCCCAAGAGUCUAAUUUGAACUUUUUGCUAGGAAAUUUUGUCAGAAUGCUGUAAUAAGGUGCCUAAAUGCUAGGAUUUUGUAGUGUUUUACUUUCCAAUUGAACAAUUACUGUUAUGAACUAAAUUAAAUUGUAGUACAACAGCAAAAUUUUGUAGAUUACAGGAAUUUUUGUUCUAAUUUUA
This is a messenger RNA of Nicotiana tabacum (common tobacco), 1627 nucleotides long. RefSeq lists its product as uncharacterized. Lineage: Eukaryota; Viridiplantae; Streptophyta; Magnoliopsida; Solanales; Solanaceae. Gene Ontology annotation, biological process: termination of RNA polymerase III transcription; DNA-templated transcription. Gene Ontology annotation, molecular function: nucleic acid binding; zinc ion binding. Gene Ontology annotation, cellular component: RNA polymerase III complex. The record is from RefSeq and is a predicted model, not a curated record.